AUGCCUACCCUCGGCCUCGGACAUUCGCUGGUCUUCCUGUCCUUUUUCACUGGACUGUACGCGUACACAUGGCCUUCGAAUAUCGAUUACCUGGAAGGCGUCACGUAUCAACAGGCAGGAUAUCGUCGAUUUGGUGUCAUUGACGGAGUGAACCCAUGCAGUUUUUCCAGCGAAGGAGAAGGGAAGCAAGCUGCAGCGGAAUGGGUUCGGACUGCGUUCCACGACAUGAUAACUCACAAUGCCGCCGAAGGAACUGGUGGAAUGGACGCGUCAAUCAUGUUUGAGAUGGACCGACCAGAAAACCCAGGAUCUGCAUUCAAUGCGACAAUGAAUUUCAUGGUCAACUUCUACAACAUACAGACUUCCAUGGCAGACCUUUUUGCACUGGCAGCGCAUACUGCUAUCAGGAGCUGUGGUGGCCCUCGUCUUGCUAUGAGGGGAGGCCGUGUCGAUGCGAUCGGUGCCGGCGUUGCAGGGGUUCCCGAACCCACCGACGAUUUGGACACCAUCGUCACUCAGUUCGCGACCGCGGGAUUUAACACAACGGAGAUGAUACAAAUGGUGGCCUGCGGUCAUACUCUGGGUGGCGUACACGGCGUCGACUUUCCUGAAAUUACUGGAGACAAUAGUUCUACAAAUUUCGUUCACUUCGAUAGCACAUUCAGUUCUUUCGACUCUGCAGUUGUCACGGACUACCUUGACGGCACUACCGAGAAUCCCCUAGUCGUUGGACCGGAAGGAACAAACUCUGACCUACUCGUGUUCUCCGCAGACGGCAAUGCGACAAUGCAACGAAUGAUUGAUGUCGUUCCCUCCUCUGUCACCCUGUCCGAGGUCAUCGACCCGAUUCCCAUCAAGCCCGUAGCGAUUCAGAUGGCAUUCGACUCGAACGGGGUCCUCACAUUCACUGGAGAAAUUCGCGUGCUGAUAUCGAACCGAGAGGACACAGACCUCACUGCUCAGCUACAUUAUGCUGAUCACGAUGGAAACAUUCCUUCGAAUAACACGAUCUCCACCGCAGAGAUACACAUGACUGGAUAUGGCUUUGAUGCAGAGUUCAAGUUUUACAGCUUUUCAGCAGCAGUACCGAACGGCGUCUCGUCUUUCAAUAUUACCGUUAUUCCAUCCUCUGGCGAAGAGGAGAGGUACGAUAAUGGAGGUUCUGGGUAUCCCAUACAAGAUACCAUCGUUUUUCUGAGUUCACAUUCCUGUCUCGUUCAAGAGACAGAUGCGAAUGGCAACUGGAACCUGACAGCGGUUGCAGCAGUCCGUAAUGACGCAUUGUCGACGAAUCCUUCCUUUGACGUCGUGGUGAAGACGCAGCGGAUCGGUAUACCCAUCCCUUCGUUAGCUGUAGAGUCUUCUGCGAUGGAGCUCUGGAACUCGGACAUGUAUGAUGGCUUCACCUUAUAUGCGGGACAUCUCAGUCUCCCGAUAUAUUCGUGGUCGACGACAUUUGAUGUGACUGUGGGAGAAUACUCAGAUUUGUUCAAAUCCUCGGGGGGCCUGUCUGGUACAUGUUCGUAGUAAAUCUUGGUGGAAAUACAUGGCCUUUGUCCUCUUGCAAUCAUAUCGUUAGUAUCUGUAAGACAUCAUGAAGCUCAAAUUUCUCUACGUAUGCUGGGCUGGAAACUUUCAAAGAAUGAUAGGCGAAGCCUGGGAUUUAGACGAAAGUGGGGCUUGGCUCCUGGUCUUGUUUUCGCGGAGCUUUGUUACCGUUGAACACGGCCAUUACGUUCGGCAAGCUCGCUUGACCGUUGAGCGACCUC
Desarmillaria tabescens is the source of this 1769-nucleotide messenger RNA. RefSeq names its product heme peroxidase. The transcript is spliced from 7 exons. Gene Ontology annotation, molecular function: heme binding; peroxidase activity. Gene Ontology annotation, biological process: cellular response to oxidative stress; hydrogen peroxide catabolic process; response to reactive oxygen species. Bases 1 to 1527 code for a protein of 508 amino acids. Lineage: Eukaryota; Fungi; Basidiomycota; Agaricomycetes; Agaricales; Physalacriaceae. The record is from RefSeq and is a predicted model, not a curated record.